This is a messenger RNA of Pestalotiopsis fici W106-1, 873 nucleotides long. RefSeq lists its product as uncharacterized. The transcript has a single exon. The record is from RefSeq and is a predicted model, not a curated record. The coding region runs from base 1 to 873 and encodes 290 amino acids. Lineage: Eukaryota; Fungi; Ascomycota; Sordariomycetes; Amphisphaeriales; Sporocadaceae. Gene Ontology annotation, molecular function: oxidoreductase activity, acting on the CH-OH group of donors, NAD or NADP as acceptor; NAD binding; NADP binding.
AUGCGAGUCGGCUUCUUGGGUUUGGGGGUGAUGGGAACGCCCAUGGCCCUCAAUCUUUCCCGUCGCUUCCCUCUCUCAGUAUGGAACCGAAGCCCAGCAAAAUACGCAGUCCUCCGGCAAGCAGGUGCCAACAUUGCAGAAUCACCGAUCGAAGUGUUGGAGCAGUCCGACGUGAUCUUCACCAUGCUGUUCAACGAGCGCGCAUUCGACACCAUUAUGGACAAGCCAUUUUACAAGGCCCUCGCCGGCAAAACAUUGAUCAAUACCAGUUCGGUUUCGGCAGACUUUAGCCAACGCCUCGCGGCCGAGGUCUCCCAGGCGGGUGGCGACUUUGUCGAAAUGCCCGUCAGCGGCAGCAGAGUGCCCGCGGAACAAGGCACACUGGUGGGCAUGAUGGCUGGCGACGAGGCGGUAGCGCAGAGGAUACAGUCGGUUGUCGAGCCCAUCACGAGCGCCGCCAUCUACUGCGGCCCCGUCGGCAUGGGGCUCAAGACCAAGUACGCGGUCAACCUCUUUCUCAUCACCAUGACCGCGGGCCUUGCCGAGGCCAUGAACCUGGCUCAAGCGCAAGGACUCAAUCUCGAUGCCUUUGCCCAGGUCAUACAGGCCGGUCCCAUGGCGUCUGCCUAUUCGGGGCUCAAGAUUCAAAAGAUGCUCAAUCAGGAUUGGUCUGCGCAGGCAGCCAUCAAGGACUGCUACAACAGCACUCAGCUUAUUCAAACAGCAGCAGCCGGAUCAGGCGUGAAUUCGCCACUAAUACAGCUUUGUGGCACAUUGUACAAACAGGCAAUAGAGUCGGGGCUUGGCGAAGAGGAUAUGAUCAGCGUGAUGAAGGUCAUUGGGGCGCUCAAUGCAGAAAAGGCUAACAGCUGA